AUGGAUAAUUUUCAACUAUGUAAGAAUGAAAUAAGUCAAUCAAAAUUAUUAUUACAAUUUACAGGAAGACACACACCAGUUAAGGCGGAAAAAGUUAAUACGAAUUCAUUGCAAACAUCCAUUAUUGUAACAUCGUCGUCAAAAUUGCAAAGUAUGCAAACAUCACAGCUUUCAGCAGUUCUUAAGUCUGAGGUUAGUGUUAGUACACCGUCGUCACGGAAAAAAAGUUUGAAAAUCUCGGAAGUACCUAAUGUUAUUUGGAAACCAUUACUUCCACGACCACCAAUCCCUAUUGUACCUGCUAAGCGGCGGCUACCUACACCACCAGCAAUGCUUUCAGCUCCCGGAACACCAAUAACUCCACAGGAAGAGGAUUCUAGUACACCUCCACCAGAAACCCCUUCAACUGUCAAGUCAGACCUAAUGCCAAUGUUGUUAGAAGCUGCUGCGCAUGCUGCUCUUCGAGAUAAACGUCAAGAACGUAUGGUUAAAAAUCGAGCUGCAGCUUAUGAAAGUCGUAAAAGAAAGAGAGAAGAGGCUGAAAGAUUGACGACUGAAAAUUUGGAAAUGAAAGCUCAUAUUCGUGAACUGCAGCAAAAGAUCGCGGAGUUAACAGUAGAGAAUGAACGAUUCAAACAAUUACUUACAAGAAAAAAUUAG
Molecule: messenger RNA, 660 nt
Organism: Funneliformis geosporum
Lineage: Eukaryota; Fungi; Glomeromycota; Glomeromycetes; Glomerales; Glomeraceae
Source: the annotation of a GenBank genome assembly